CUUUGCUGGCCAUUACGUUAUGCUUACUCCAUACACACAGGAGGCAUCAGGCAGCUGGAGAGAGAGGGAAGACGUAAUGGUUUGAUUCCCUGUGCACUUGCAAUGGUCGUCGUCCUGACAUUACUCGGCAGAUUCCUCACACGGGAGGUUCAAUGAAGGCGGGGGCCUCGUCCAUGUGGGCAUCAUGCUGCGGGCUGCUGAACGAGGUGAUGGGCACGGGCACGGUGCGGGCGCAGCAGCCGGGGUUCGGAGCAGGGGCCGGGCCCUUCCGCUUCGCCCCCAGCGCUGGGUACUCCACCUACCCCCCCACCAACUCAGGGAGCGCCGGACAGCUGUGCAAAGCCUGCGGACUGGCUUUCUCUGUCUUCAGACGCAAGCACAUCUGCUGUGACUGUAAGAAGAGUUUCUGCGCCCUGUGCUCGGUGCUGCAGGAGAACCUGCGCUGCUGCACCACCUGCCACCUGCUGCGCGGCACCGCCUUCCAGAGGCCGCGGCUCAUGCAGCUCCGUGUCAAAGACCUGCGCCAAUACCUGCUGUUGCGCAAUAUCCCCACAGACACGUGCAGGGAGAAGGAGGACCUGGUAGACCUGGUGCUGUGUCAUCAAGGGACGAGGGAAACCCCGAGACCUGUGAUGGAGGAGGACGAGGAGGACGAAGACGAAGAGGAGGAUGAGGAAGAGGAGGAGGAUGCACAUGAGGAGGACGAGGACGAGGAAGAGGAGGAGGAAGAGGAGGGGGAGGAUGACGGGGGCGAUGACGACACAGACAGUCUGCACUCGCUCCCCAACUCGCAGCCGGCGUCGCCUCCCUCCGCCACGCGCUCCGCCUCUGAACAGUCGGUGCUCUCCGCCUCUCAGGGAGACGUGCUCAGCCCCAGUGACAGCUCAGGGACCACCAGCCAGGAGCAUGAGGACACUCCAACAGCAUCUCUCUUAAAUCUGGAGCCCACUGAAAACAUGAUGGAGGUCAGUCCGGCGACACAGAGGCGGAUCCGGGCCUCACUGUCUGAUCUGGACAACGAGGAGGCGAUAGAAAACCUCUCCGUCCGCCAGCUCAAAGAGAUCCUCGCCAGGAACUUUGUCAAUUACUCCGGUUGCUGUGAGAAGUGGGAGCUGCUGGAGCGAGUGCACCGACUCUACAGAGAAGACAAGCUGAACAGGAAGUCCAUGGAAAAUGUCAGCAUAACAGCAGUGGUUGCAUAUCCUCCACCUCUCUGCAACAGUGGAGUUGGAGAUGGAGUCAAACCUCAGCUGACGUUGGACGAAAACUUGUGUCGUAUCUGCAUGGACGCCAUUAUCGACUGCGUGCUGCUGGAAUGCGGUCACAUGGUCACCUGCACCAAGUGCGGAAAGAGGAUGAGCGAGUGUCCCAUCUGCAGGCAGUACGUGGUGCGGGCCGUGCACGUCUUCAAGUCUUAAAACUCUGUGUGUGUGUGUCUGUGUGUGCGCGCCAGAAAGGAACUUCUCACUGAGGAUGAACUACUGUGCAUGACGUCUGGCGGAGUCUGAUGCUGCAGCAGGCGUGAGGUCUCUGGAACCAGACUGUUGCCUCUUGCCUACCACAGUUUGUUCUCCUUUACUAACUCGUGUUCCCAUUCCACUUCUCCUCCUCCUCCUCCUGCUGCACCGGGACCCUCUUUCUCAUCGGUAUGAUAAAAACACAGCAAAACUCCCUGCCAUCACUUCCUGCUCUCUGUUCUCUGCUUAGUUUUACUCACAGGAGAGGAGAGGACAGGGGAAGUAGAGGAGAGGAGAGGAGGUGGUCCCGUGGACACUCAAGGAGGAUUGGGUUGUUCUGUGCGGCGGGAAGAAGCAGUGUGAUAAAAAAAUAUAAGAUCCCAGGGUUAGAGUCAAUAUGGUUUACACAGUCAUGCCACAUGACACCGUAUUAUCUCCCUCAGUGUUCUUUAGGGUGUGCAAUACCAGAAAAAAGAGACUUCUGUGUUUUUAAAGAAAACGUCUAUCUGUAAAUCUGAUUACCAUGCACCUUUAGUCAUCUCGUCUAACACACAGGAGGGUGUAAGGUGCCAAACGUCAUGCCUUUUAUCCAUAUUUGAUUAAGAUUUCACAGUUUAUGCAUCCAUUUACCAGCAGGCUUGGUUUGAUAGUUUACCCUUUAUUUAACUUCUAGAGACAUAAGGUGUGUUCAAGUGCAUAUUUGAGCACUUUCUGUGUGAAGGAUGUGAUUGUUUUGGCAUUUCAUUCAUUUGAAGUGCGCAGAUAUUAUUCCUGAAGAGAAAGUGACCAGCAGAACAACUGCAAUACAUUCCUGUAACAUUCAAAGAGGAGUUAAAGUUAAGAGGUCAGUGCUGUACGAUAAAUGAUGAAGUAUUAGGACCACAUGGGGGAAAAAAGAGAUUGAAGAAAUAAAGUUGUAAAGCCAUGAAGAUAAAGUUGUAAUAUUUUGAGAACAGAGUCAUAAUACAACAAGAAUAAAGCCAAAAUUAAAGUCAUACUUUCAGGCUAGGGUUAGCCUCAGAACAGCAGCCAGUUGCAUGUGUGAAAAUGAGAAGUGAGGAGCAUCUUGAGAAAUUCUACUUAAUUUAUAAAUGUAUGUAUUUAUUCAGAUUAUUCAUGAAUGCCUUAAUAAGACCAUUGGACCGUGAGGGAUAACAUGCAGCAAAGGGCCUUGGAUUGGACUUGAACCCAGGCUGUAUGUUUCAAGGACUACAGCAUCUGGAUAUAUGGUGUGGGAUUAACUGCUGGGCUAACAGCUCCCCCUCCCCCCUUUUUUUUUAAACUGGGGCGCUAUCUGACCUGUAUUAGAUGAGUUAGCUGAAGAGAGACAGGAUACAUGGAGAGUAAAGAGUGGGUGAUGACAUGCAGUAAAGGGUCGAGGCCAGGUGUUGACUCUGCGACUGAUGCCACAAGGACUACAGCUUCUUUGCAAUAGGUGCACGCACUCUGAGGUCAUGCCAAGGCACUUAUCUCUGAUAUAAAUGGUGUCCCUGACACCAUGUGAAUUGUUACAACCGAGGUGACUUUUAGGGGUUAGGGGAGGGAGCACGACUCCGGCAUCCCUGAAGUUAUAGCCUACUUAAGUUGAAGUUUUGUAAGUAAUUGAAUAAUCUUUUGGCACGUAAGCACAAGUUUGUCACUGCCAGGACACUGAAAAGGUUGUGCAAUAUUAUGACGUUUGUCUCAAAAUUACAACUUUAUGUUUGCAAUGUUACAACUUUAUUCUCAAAACCUCUUUAAUGUGGUCCUAGAAGAGUUGUAGCUUUAAAACAGCAGUCUGACUUAGAAAAAAUCCAGACUAAAGGCUCCCUUACAGACUCGAUUUCAAAAUGUAGGCCACUUCACGAUCUUCUUCAGCAGUGAGGUUGCUCAGAUGUCAGAGACAGGUCAGCUCACACGGGUCACAUAUGAUUGUGAAUGAUUGCCUGGAACGGCUUUUCAAAUAACAAACAGCAUGCAGCUGAAAGCUCCGGAGAAAGCAUGUAAGUGGACCUUAAGUUCGUUUUGGUGACAGUUUCAAAUUCAUCUUUCUAACAAUAACUCCUCUUUGACUUUAGACGACACCCACCAAGCAAUACCAUGUAGUUUCCACUUCUACCAAGUGUCUUUCUUUGGUUGUGUUGUCCGUUACUGUGUUGAAUCCUUGGUAGGUAACGGGUGCUACUUCCUCUUUGUCUGCGUUUAACAUCGACAUACCUGUAGUCAUGGCAUCCUGACGUCAUGCAUUGAGAGGUAGAGGAAGCCUGGUUUACUUUAACCUGUUAUGCAAACUAAACACUUUUGUUUUCUUGUCUUGACAUCCAGUUUACUCAGACGUCACUCAAAUAUCUGUGUACAAUAUGCCUGUGGUAAAAAAAAGAAGCUGUUAAGUGAAUUGCAUAGAUAGCUUAUAUUGUUGUUUAUUUAUAAGUUAUUAAAUGUAUAUUUUUCCAUCUACUUUGGAGAUGACAUGAUUUGAGAUUCUAAUAAUUACUAUUGAGGUUUAGAAAUAAAAGAUGACUUUUUCAGAAUGUAUUGCUGCUGGUGUGGGUUGGAUGAGUUCCUCUGAUCGUGUCACUCUCAUCAUUAAACUUGCGGCAGUCACGGUUUUUGGUUUCCAGCACUCUUUUAUGUCGUCGUCAUCGUCGUCGUCUUCUGCUUCAGAUCCCAACUAGACACCGACACCAUGCACUGUAACAAACACUGUAACUCUGUUAGUCUGUGUGUUGAUGCUGCUGU
Messenger RNA from Notolabrus celidotus (New Zealand spotty), 4175 nucleotides. RefSeq names its product ring finger protein 34b (gene rnf34b). Gene Ontology annotation, molecular function: ubiquitin protein ligase activity. The record is from RefSeq and is a predicted model, not a curated record. Bases 153 to 1418 code for a protein of 421 amino acids. Gene Ontology annotation, cellular component: plasma membrane; cytoplasm. Gene Ontology annotation, biological process: proteasome-mediated ubiquitin-dependent protein catabolic process; protein K48-linked ubiquitination; negative regulation of extrinsic apoptotic signaling pathway via death domain receptors. NCBI's taxonomy places the organism in Eukaryota, Metazoa, Chordata, Actinopteri, Labriformes, Labridae. The transcript has 8 exons.